CCAACGAGUUGUUUACGCUGGCAUUAAUACGAGUUUGUACAGCUUACUCUUCUAUACACCAAACAACUUGGUUUGAGAUAAUAUCUAAUCCAACCAAGCCACACACAACUGCACCUCAUAAUCUUCACUACAGGAACCAGAGAUGGUUCGCCGUCUUUGCGGUGGCUUCAUGGCGUUACUGAAGAUGUGUGGUGGUCAUAACGCUUCUGAGGGAGAUGUAUCCGCUGAAGACGGCGGUGAAGACCGUGGCAUCUUCUUUGAUCUCCAAGAGCUUGAGAUCGCGACUGAUUCAUUCUCUGAGAAGAACCGGCUAGGACAUGGCGGGUUUGGUCCUGUCUACAAGGGAUCGAUGCCGUGUGGUGAAGAAAUAGCUGUGAAGAAACUGUCGUUGAAUUCGAGACAAGGGUCGAGAGAAUUCAUGAACGAGGUUAAGCUCUUGCUUAGGAUUCAACACAAGAACUUGGUUUCGUUGCUUGGUUGUUGCUUCCACGGUCCAGAAAAGAUGCUGGUUUACGAGUAUCUUCCUAACCGGAGUCUUGACUAUUUUCUCUUCGAUAAGAUCAACCCCGGUUUACUUGACUGGUCCAACCGAUGGAGAAUAAUUAUAGGCGUGGCAAGAGGACUGUUAUAUCUACACGAAGAAGCUCCGGUUCGGAUAAUCCACAGAGAUAUAAAAGCUAGCAACAUUCUUCUAGACAAUGACUUGAACCCGAAAAUCUCGGAUUUCGGUUUGGCGCGGUUAUUCCCAGGCGAUGGCACUCAUACUAAUACCUUUAGAAUCUCUGGUACCUAUGGUUACAUGGCUCCUGAAUAUGCCUUACACGGUCUAUUAUCGGUCAAAUCAGAUGUUUUCAGCUUUGGAGUCUUGGUUUUGGAGAUAGUAAGUGGAAGAAAGAACCAAAAUCAUCGUCUUGGACCGGAAAUGGCCGAUCUCUUGAGCUAUACGUGGAAGAUGUACCAAGAAGGCAAAAUUCUAGAAUUGGUGGAUCAAUCUCUAGCAGGAGUAUACAACCGCGACGAAGCAGCCACAUGUUUCAUUAUAGGGUUACUCUGUUGCCAGCAAAUCACAUCAAAUAGACCGGAUAUGAACAUGGUUCAUCAAAUGUUGUCCAGCGAUUCAUUUGAUAUGCCUAAACCUGGUCGUCCUGGACUCCAAGGUCGUAGAGGAGGCGGCUAUGCAAGUACCGGUGCUGGUUCAAAAGGUUUUGGAUUAACCGGGAGCGAACCAAACAGUUUUAAAAGUAGAAGAAGUGGAGGAGGAGCGUCUGGACCGAAUAGCGUCGUCGAAGAGCACUCGAGAACUUCCAUUUCCAUGUCUUCCUUUGCCGAAGGAAGAUAAAUCUUAGAUUUUGAAAAGAAAAAAAGAAUCUUAAAUUCUAUAAAUGCAUGCACCCUUGUUUACGUGCGGUGUAUAUAUUUACAUAAGAGGGGAUUUUUAAACUAUAUAUUAUGUGUUUAUGGAUCUUAUAGUUUUCUUUAAAACAAUACUGUUAGUUUAAUUUAUUAGUAGUGCAGCUGUUUUAAACUA
Raphanus sativus (radish) is the source of this 1528-nucleotide messenger RNA. RefSeq names its product cysteine-rich receptor-like protein kinase 44. Lineage: Eukaryota; Viridiplantae; Streptophyta; Magnoliopsida; Brassicales; Brassicaceae. The transcript is spliced from 5 exons. Gene Ontology annotation, biological process: protein phosphorylation. Gene Ontology annotation, molecular function: ATP binding; protein kinase activity. Bases 143 to 1339 code for a protein of 398 amino acids. The record is from RefSeq and is a predicted model, not a curated record.